AUGCCACAGACCACAGAUCAGCGUGCGGCGACGGCUGCUGCUACAGGCGCCGAGGGAGAGUCUGCCCCGGCGAGUGUCGCGGCGAGCACUCCGCUGAGGGAUGGGGAGGCAGCAAGGACCGCUCCCCCGAGUAGCGUCGCGGAAGGGGAAGACAGAGCCCCGACCCCUCCCCCUGCCGAAGAGAGGGUAGUCCCAACGCCGCCCCGGGCGGGGGCCUCUUCGUCCGCAGGCUCCCCGGGCCUGGUCCAGGGGCCGGUGAUGCCUGCGACCACGACUGGUGGCGGUGCGGCGAACGAGGAAACCCAGGCGGCCUCCGACGACGAGGUGGAGGAGAUAGAAGGUCGCCCCCGUCAUGGCCGCCAGCAUGGCGCGAUGAAAACGGCGAAGUACCGGAAACGGUGCUUCGGCCAAAUCGAGGGCAUAAUGGCCGAGAAUAAGGCCUUAUCCACGGAGGUGGACCGGCUGCGGUCCGAAGUUGGUGAGAAGGUGGCCGAGAUGAGUGCUCAGGAGGAGCGUCGUCUCGAGCUUACUCGGCGCCUAGCCGAUCAGUAUCGGCAAAGGACAGGUCAGUUGCAUUCUCCGAACAGCUGCAUAUAG
Messenger RNA from Sorghum bicolor (sorghum), 597 nucleotides. Its product is annotated as cuticle collagen 40-like. The record is from RefSeq and is a predicted model, not a curated record. NCBI's taxonomy places the organism in Eukaryota, Viridiplantae, Streptophyta, Magnoliopsida, Poales, Poaceae. The coding region runs from base 1 to 597 and encodes 198 amino acids. The transcript has 2 exons.